This is a messenger RNA of Nilaparvata lugens (brown planthopper), 2797 nucleotides long. RefSeq lists its product as uncharacterized. The record is from RefSeq and is a predicted model, not a curated record. The transcript is spliced from 10 exons. Bases 18 to 2165 code for a protein of 715 amino acids. Lineage: Eukaryota; Metazoa; Arthropoda; Insecta; Hemiptera; Delphacidae.
AGUCUCAGCCUUGAAGCAUGUCGAAUUGUGUUGCAUUUCCUCUCUGCGCCGUUCUGACUCUCAUUCUCACGCACUGCUAUUCGCUGCUUGCCAUACUCGACAAAAAAGUUUUGUACGUAGAAGAUGAGCCGCGUCGCAACUAUCGGCUGGAGGACUUCCUGUGGACAGGCUCCGGAGAUGGAGAGCCCGAGACAUCUUCAGCAUGGCGAACUACAACUGUCUUCCGAACCACCACAACCACGAUUAUGCUCGGCAGUCCCACUAUACUCAUCAAGGUGACACCGACCGUGCACACGUCUUGUGCCGGUGUGGGCUGCGGAAUCAGCGCCACCCCCACACUGUCAGUGGGACAACCGUUCACUUCCGCAGUCCCACCUUGGCCUCCACCCCAACCGCCCCCACCUGAGCAGCGCUAUUGGCUGGUCACUGUUUUAAGAGCGAAUGUCUCCAAGGAGGACCUCUCCACUGCCCCUCAUAACUUCGAGCCUAGACUGGCUAGGUUAUAUAAGACUGCUUUCCAAAGACAACAACUGCACCACCUAGGCGUCAACGGCGCCAGCUACCAAAACAAAAUGGCGGCGGCCAUAAAGCGUCGCCGCGAGGAGCGACCGCUGACCGUGACGGUGCUGAACGCGACCGCGACGCAGCAGGACGCGACUCUACGGCUGGUGUAUGCGGUCAGUGUGAACGGCCGACCUGUGAGGGCCGAAGCUGCAGCCCAGGAUAUGAGACUCAUGUCAGACAAGGAGGUCACCGCCGAACUGGGGUUUCCUGUCCUUCUCAAAGCCGAGCCAGCUUACCUGCAAGGCCCAGCCUCGCCGUUCCACAGGGACACUACCCAAGUGGCACACACACUGUACGACAAGUGGCUGCUGAUCAGUGCGGGGGUGUGCGCCCUUCUACUGCUUCUCAUUCUGGUGGUGCUCAGUGUGCUCGGCCUUAGUGCACGCUCGCGCAAGCGCAAGCAGCGGCGUAUCGACGGCAGCGCCAACCGGCAGAGGGUUUACAGCCAGGAACAGCAGCAGAGGAGGACAAAGGUGAAGGGCAAAGGCAAAGGGAAGGGCAAAUCUGAACAGGCUGGACCGUCUUCAGCCGGAGAGGAGAACAUGGCUUAUCAGCAUGAUGACAACGAACAGGGCAAGGUGAUUGGCGGAGACUCCCCGGACAGACUGAGCCUCCGAUCGGGUCCCAGUUCUGCAGCCUCAUUGGUCAGGAGGUCUGCCCCCACCCCUCAUCCUAGGCCGAGACCGCGAAGUCGCAAGGCUAGCCCCAACUCAUUCCUAUCUAUGCCUUCCGUCAAACAGUUUCCAAGAGGUCCACCAAUAGCCGAGCCACUAGAACAAGUUCUGCAGCCUGAGGCAUCAACCAAUCAGCACCAAGGUGACCACCACGGUGAUGCAUGCGAUGGUGUGCCAAGGUCACCACACAAUGGUGACCACAGAGAGGCAUGCCACCACAGGGAUGGUGUCCCGAGGACAAGACACCACGAGCCACCGUCAGAUCUGCCACUCACCAGGCACCGCAGUCAAAACGAGGGUGAAGAUCCCGGGGUGAUUGGUCCACUUGUUUGGGACCUGCAUUGUCAUAGGAUGCACAAACAAGAAUGCCAAGACGCCGAAGAAGAUAUCUCCCUAAGCGAACCGAACGUUGGUCGUAUGCGACGUCGCUUCCAGGAGCUGCUAGACGACGCGUUCAGCAUGUUCGGAAGUCGUAGCGGAAGUCCGGAAGCGGAAAGCUGCAGUAGUCCCACUGCACAUGCGCAGACUAACCAAGACUACAGAGCAAAGUCUGCCGCGCUGGUCAGACCAGUCUCUGAACUUCUGGGCACCGAAACCAUACUAACCAGGCCGAAAACAUCCGCUUCUGCAAUUUCCCAACGACCUUCUACAGCAGGAGGUAACAGGGGAUCACCCAGGGGCGCCUGGAACAGGAGUGACAACAGCCUUGUACCCAGUCUGGUGGCGCCUGGUACGCCAAGUCUGCGGCCUCCACCCCGACCUCUGAGUGCCGGACCUUUCCAUCGGCCCUCCCUGGAGCCAUCCCACAUUCUCAGUGAUGCCAACCUCUCGCCUUCCGACCCGGUAAUUCCCCUAAUUGCUGCCAUACAGGAGGAACUCGACAAGUUUGCUCCUCCGCUACCAGGGUCGCCACCCUACAAGUUCUAGCAUUAGUUUAGAUUAAAGCUGCAUUAGAUUAAAGCUAGGGAUGGGUAUCGAUACAUCGAUGUUUAAAAACAUCGAUGGUUCAACAUCAAACAUCGAUGUUUUUAACAUCGAUGUUUACUGUUCGAUGUUUUUCACUUAUCGAUGUUAGGAUGAAAAACAUCGAUGUUUUGUCUUUCGAUUCCCAUCCCUAAUUAAAGCCUCGUUUUCAUCAGUAGAGUUGGUGGUAGAGCUCCCUGGGCAAGUACUAUAACACUAUCUUGUGAACUCUCCCAAUGAAAACUGGUUGAUGAUAACAAUUAUACCACAUUAUGUUAACUUUCUAAUGCCAAUGUUUCUUUUUCACCAAACUCAGGGUUCCAAUGCUUAUAGUGAGGUCCACGUUAUAAUGGCAGUGGAGAAAGAUAGGAGAACAACGUUGCCGAUCCUCUGUCUUUUUCAAAGCUACAAUAUUAAACUCCAUCAUGGAAGUCUUCAUGGAGUAUGACAUAUUUGUCACAUAAUUCAAAGUUUUUAUAGUCAGGUCCACGUUAGUGGAGAAAGAAAGGAGACAACGGUGCCGAUCCUCUGUCUUGUCAAUGCCUUCUAUAGACGGUAGCUGAUACAGGUUUAUUGAUGUAAUAUCAACAGCUGGU